Molecule: messenger RNA, 8839 nt
Organism: Xyrichtys novacula (pearly razorfish)
Lineage: Eukaryota; Metazoa; Chordata; Actinopteri; Labriformes; Labridae
Source: the annotation of a GenBank genome assembly
ACACACAUUCAGGCGCUCACACACACAGAAACCAGCGGACAGCCAGGCCAGAGUCCAACAUUUUAAACAAAUAGCCAUUGAACUCCAAUGAGGUCAUGGAUUCACCGCCAGGCAAAGAGCUUCAUCCACUUGUCGACCCUUUCUGAGGGAGAGGAAGAGGAAAAAAAUCAGCCCUGACGAGCAUAAAGACCGAGUAAAAGAAGAGAGUGAAGUUUGUUGUGGAUACACUGGGGGUAAGAGUGAAGCUUACCAAGUAAAGAAACGUGGGAAAAAUCUGCUCCUGGACUUCUUUGCAGGGAUUCCUGCCCUGCUGUUUGCCAGUUUAAAGCUAAGUUUUCAUUUCACAGAGCUUGGAUUUUCUUCAAGCCUAAAGCUGAUCUCCAUCUACCAAUCUGGAGUUGAACAGACCAGCUGAGCACCAUUAAGCAGCAACUGUGUUCAAGGACACUAUACUCUACCAAAUUAGCGCUCAGUUACUACAGAGAUGUCUCAGGAGUACAGAACGAUCCUCCUCUGUGUUUUCACUGUCUUCAUCACAUCACUGGUGCUAGGUAAGUGGUCUUAAAAUCCUAAUAUCUGAAUCAGUUGUAAAUCUAUUUUCAAGUUUAUGUCAAAACAUGCUUGGUGCAACAAAAGGAGGUUAAGCUAUGCCUUGUAAAAACACUGAAAACAACGACAUAUGGAACAAUAAGGGGGGUACAAUGUGGAGUGACAUCCAAUUCAAAGUUUUACACCAUAUCAUUGAGAUAAACCAAAAUCAGGGUGGUAUGAUCUUAUUGGUUUUAUUUUUAGGAGUGAAUUUUAAGGUUUUGUUUGUCUUAUUUUGGCGCUGUCAAAGCUGUGCAAUACAAUCCUGAGUUCCUUGGAAAAAAACUCGACCAGAUGUUGAUUUUUCAAGACAAUCUGUUUGACUGCAAUACAUUCAUCUCCAAAGUGAUUAUAACUCAUGACAUAAAAACUGAAACAUGAUCUUGUUUUAUUAAAAGAAGGUUUGGUGUGGAUUUAAGACAGUGGGCUCCUGAGCUCAGACAUGUUUUAGGCCCCCAGACCCCUCAUUUGUUUGUCUUUCUAAUGCACUUUCUUGUGUCUUUUUCCCGUGUCAGGUCUUAUUAAACAUCUCUGUUGUCGUGUUCAAAGUUCUACUCUUGACAUUCCACUUAAUCUGCUGUAAUCCGGGGUCAAGUACACUGUAAAUCAAGUGUAAUAUUUAGCUGGGUCCAACAUGGUGGUGUUGUAAUAGUUUCAGGAGCAGGACUGCACCUCAACCACAGCUCUCCCAGCACUCGUGUAAAUUUAAACCUCUUCCUUCCUGAUUAUUUCAAAGUCAUCACCCAUUCCUCCUCCAGAAUCUGUGCCAAUGAAACCUGUUGACAGUGUGACCCUUGUUUGUGACUGCGAUCUUGUUUUUGUGGUAUCAGCUUUCUACUAUGAGGCUUGUCUCUAUAAUCCAUCAGGUGUGGAGAAGAGUCAGCCGGAUGAGGAGUGCGCUGACCUGAACAACACCACCUGGCAGGAGUACCGUCAGGGGAGGGACAAACUGCAGGUUCAGUACCUGCUGCUGACCCGGAGAAAUCUUGACUGUGCUGAGGCCUUCACUCAGGAGUCUCUGACUUCAACUCAGCGAACGUCUUACUUCAACAUCUCACGCCCGACCAAAGUUAUCAUCCACGGGUACAGGUGAGGGGAGAGGAAGAAUCCACAUGUCUUCAACUACUAACCAAUGCGAAAGUGAAAUUUAAAAAGCAGUGAAACAUUUGUUUAUUUUAUUUCUUAAAAGAUACCUUUCUGGAUAUUUAAUAUGCUCCCUCAGUUUUAACCUGGUCUCUUUUCUUUCACCUGACUCCUCAGGGCUCUGGGCAGUAAGCCGUCUUGGGUGAAGGAGCUGGCCUGGUCCCUCCUCAGGGCUCAGGAUGUGAACGUGGUGGUGGUGGACUGGGUCUACGGCGCCUCUUUUGCCUACAACCUGGUAGUGGAGAACUACAAGGAGGUGGCUGUGCAGAUAUCAGUCCUUAUCAACCAGAUGCAGGUGAGUUCAACAGUGUCAACUGGAAAUCAACUAUUCAGUUACUUAAGGUGCUUAUGUACAGUAAUCACUCUUCAACUUAAACAACUUAAACACAUAUUAUCUCUGAGAUUCAGAUCUGAUUUUUGUUGAACUUGGGAAAACAUGAUUGCAAUUUGAAGUGAGCUAGAAAUGUAAAUUAUUGAGAGAACACUCAGCCGUUAAGAAUAUAUUGGUUUCGAUUUGUGUCUUUCUGAGUUACUUUGAAGAGGAUGUGGGUUCAUCCAGAAAUAGAAACUUUAACUGUCACAGGGGGAUGUCCUAGAGCGACUUAGGCUCUAGUUGUUUGAACAAACUUAAAUCCAGACAAACCCACCGGUCCAAAGGUGAGACAAAAUUCAGAAGACAUUCAACUUAGGUACAAUUCAUGUAGCAAAGCUUCACCCAGGAUCAUAAAGCAGCAGGUAAACAAAGCUGAAUUAGUGUGGCAAUUGGUAGAAGAGCUUGCACCCCCACCCAGCCUUCUGUUCUUCUUUGUUAACACCCACAUGCUUGUUAUUCAUUAGCUCAGUCCAGUGAUUACAUGCCAGUUAAACACAACUAUAAAAGAUGUGUAACAUUGGAAAACCCGAAGUUGUUUAAUUUCACUGCAAAGAUACUGCAGAGGUUUCACAGCGGAGAAAUGUUCAUGUUUAAACAAGCAUUACUGUUUAUGAUCACUUAAAAAUAAUGAUGCGUCAGGGAAAUCUUUCACAGUCAUAGUAUUCCCCUUUUGAAUGUUAAAAAAGUCAAGUUUAGCACCCACUUAAUUAGUCAUUUUCUUCCCUUAAAGUUUUCUAAUCAAAACUAAAAAUGUUGGAAUUGUCUUAUCCAACAGAAAAACGGAUGCAAACUGGAGACUUUCCACUUCAUCGGGGUCAGUCUUGGAGCUCACGUCGCUGGUUUUGUGGGGACUCUGUUUGAAGGGAAGAUCGGGAGAAUCACAGGUGAGUCUGAACCAACUCACUUGAACUGUGUAACCAUCCUCACAGUCUUAUCUGGGACUGAAAAACAAGGAAGAGUUAAAUGCAAAACUCUAAACAUACAGCUGAUUUCUUUGAUGCUUUUAAAACUUUUGAAUUAAAAAACGUCUACGAAUCGAUCAUUUGAAUUUAACACUAGCAUAUCUCAGACCUGGAGCACCUGUACUCCACCAGACUUGUAACCAUUACCAAAAACCUCCAUACUAAGAGAAAGACCUGCUGCUAUGUCUACAUAAUAAGAAAGUGAGGAAGCAAAGGAUCUCUCUCAGAGUCUGAGUAAGCAUCAGGGCAAGCCGAGCUCUUAACAAAGGACAAAACCACUUUGACUGAAGAAUAAGAGCUGAUCUGAAUCCGUGUGAAGAUGCUCAGUCACCAAAACACAAUACAGCUCUGUUAGCUUGUUUAUAUCGGCUCUUUAUGUCUGAGUGGGGAGGCUGGUGCAAGUUUGGAAAUAAUUCAGGGAAGCCACAGCUGCAGAGAGAGAUCUUAUAAAGCACACCAUGAACAGAUCCUAGAGGUGUAUCCUAAGAACCAAUCAUGAAAUAAUAUGUUAUCUAUUACUUCUUAUAUUCUAGGAUUUGUUUUGGUUGUAAGUGGAACUCUGUUAAGAUUCAAUUUAGGAAUUUUUCACAUCAUUAAAAUCGAGACAAAACCCCUUAAAAGAAAUGUUGCAAAGACUGAAAACAACCAAGUUUAGCCCUCAUUAUAUCUUCUCUUUGUUAAGUUUUGUAAUUUUUGGUUUGAGUAAGAACAUAACUAAUGAAAGAUUUUUAGUAGUUUAGUAACAGUGCACUUGUUUAGCUGGUUGAGUUCUGUUCUUUCCUUUAUUCCUAAAUGACCCAUUUGACUUUUUAAACAAGUAAUUUUCCCCCCUCAUCUUUGUCUUCCAGGUCUGGACCCUGCUGGUCCCAUGUUUAAAGGAGCUGAUACCUUCGACCGGCUGGACUCCUCUGACGCUCAGUUUGUUGAUGCCAUCCACACCGACUCAGACUGUAAGACAACUUUGACCCUCCAUUUAAAUCUAAGUGUUAAGCCUUUUUUCUUACCUUUACCACCAGAACAGAAAAAAUAAUACAGUAUAUUAAGAUUUCCCAGAGGUUUUUAUGUUUUUGGGAUGGCUUAUCCCCGGUAUGGAGAGGUUAUUGCCUCUGCAGUGUGCAAACAUAACCGUUUUCUUGAUUUUAGACAUAUUCUCACGGAGACUGAGCUUGAUUUUAACCUUUUAUACUCUUGUUUAAUUUCUGAAAUGCCAUGAUAUUAGGUUUCACAGCAACACAAUUCAGGUUUUUUUUUCCACAACAACGACUCACAAGUUUGUUCUCUCCUGCUCAUGGUUCUGCUCCUCUUCCUCAGUUGGGUCACUUUGAAAGCAGCUGACUCAUAUCUAGGAGAGUAAAAGAAAUCUAGUGUGUAAUUAUCCUCAAUUGUGGCUUCUGUUCAGCAAAAGUCCAUGAUUUGCGACCAAUUUUAUGCAAAUACUCUUAGCUUAGUUCAGCGCAGUUGUUAAAUCACAGCCUGCAGUAUAUUUUCCAGGGUUUUCUGAAUGCAAAGGUUGAUAAAUAUACUGUAUAUUGCAAAAAUCUUACCCACUGGGCAUAUUCAGGGGAUGUCUCCUUUUCCACCUUGGGUUUGUGUUCAUAGCAGUAAAAAAAAAUGUUUGGAUUUUCCUCUUGGACAUCAGAUUUUGGCAUCUCCAUCCCUGUCGGUCAUGUUGACUUCUUCCUGAAUGGAGGUCAAGAUCAGACUGGGUGUUCCCGCUCCAGGUUUGCUUCAAGUAAGUCAAACACCCAUGGAAACCAAAAUGAAAUGACCGGUUAGAGAAAAAGCAGCUGUUUUUGUCACAGUAAAUCUCAGCUUAAGGAAAGCUCAAGCUAAGUUAUAACCAAUAUUUAAAUUUUACAUGAACUGACUUGAAGAGCUUUGAAAAUGAAAACCUCCAGACCUCUGGCUCCCUCAGUGUUUGUGUGUGUUGUCAGUUCUUAUCUACUUUCCAGUGUACGGCUAUGUGAUCUGUGACCACAUGAGGGCGCUGCACGUCUACAUGAGCGCCCUGAAUGGUUCGUGUCCUCUGAUUGGGAUCCCAUGCUCCAGUUAUGAGGCCUUCCAAAAGGGAAACUGUGUGGACUGUGGCGUCUUGAAUGGCUCAUGUCCAUCUAUAGGUAAAAAAAAAAAAACACACUCAGGAAUAUACAACCUCAUCCGAUGUGUGUUAUUUACCUGUUGUUUAUGCAUUACUUAGUAACUGUCUAAAAGUAUGUAAAUGUAUGGUUGUUUUUGAAUAGUUUGAGUGUUAAGCAGCUUCUGCAGUGUCACUAACUGUAUGUAAACUGCCUCUACCUGUACUCAAACUAAACAAAACCAUCAGCAAUGAAUUUAACCAUUUCUGUAUAUAGUAAUGCAUGACAUGUGAAAAUAUUAUACUCAGAAUGACAAUCAGAACAUUACACAAAUUACACAUCAAACAAAUAGGAUAUCUUCUGAUUGAACUCAAUAUAAAACCAUAUUACUAAAUGUACAAUAAAUGACAGUAUUAUACCAUACAACAUGUUAUGGUAUGAUGCGAUAUUUGAUAUGAUACACAAGGAUAUAAUACAAUAUGAUAAGAUAUAACACUGUAAGAUUUAAUACACUAGGAUACAAUAGGAUACAAUAGAGUAUGAUAUGAUUGACCUAAUACAACAGGAUACGGUAUGACAAUAUGAUACGACACAUCAUGAUAUGAAAUGAUCCAGUAUAGAAGAAUCGGAGUAGGUUAUUUGUGGUACAACAUAAGAUUCAUUCAGAUACAAUACAAUAGGAUAUCUUAAAAAUGAUAUGGUACAAUAUCAUAUAUCAUAAGUAAAUGAUAUGAUAUGACAUGAUACAAUACAGUACAGUACAAUACAAUACGAUACCAUAUGAUAUGCUAAGAUCUGAUCAACACAAACAAUAUAACCUGAUACUAUAUGGUACAACAUUAUAGAAAUUAUUUGAUAAUAUAACAUAUGAUACAAUACGUGCGAUACAAUACAAUAUAACAUAUGAUAUGAAACAAUAUAGUAUGAUAUGAUACGAUACGAUAUGGCAUUAAUGUUUGUUGAAAUCAAGGUGAAAGAAUGAAGAACAUAAAUCAGGAGGUUCAUUGUUCUCUGUUCAGUGUCACCAGCAAACAUGCUUGGUAUCUGACUAUAGGGUUACCCACGUCAAUUCACAGCUCAGGCAGCUUCUUAUCAUUUUAACCCCUGAUACACUAAAGGACACUCACACAGUCACACAGUUCAUGUGCAUCAGAGCUCUUGAUUUGUGAUGUAUCACAACCUAAAGAAUGACCCCUACUUAUCUUUGCGUAUGUGUGUGUGUGUGUGUGUGUCUUAAAGGUUUGUCAGAAAACAGUGGAAUAACAAUAUCUCCACUCCCCAUUGAGCAGAAGGUUUACCUCCUCACUUCCUCCAAGUCUCCUUUCUGUGGUAUGUGUUUUUGUGUUGAGAGACGCAGAGAUUAUUGUCUUUUGUUACUUUGAUGCCAAUGAGUCAUGGAUUGUAACAUAGCCAAAAACUGUUGGACACUUUCUUGUUGCACAGCUCAACACAUCCUGCUGCAGCUUGAGGUUUCUCAGCUGGAUAAGAGCGCUGAAGUAGAGGUGACUUUGAGGACGGAGAGCCUGAAAAAGGAAAAGAGAGUCACGCUGUAGGUACCACAAACAGCAUGAAAUGACAUGAUUAACCUUCUGCUUUCCAAAACUUCCACAGCUGCAGAUAACAAUCUUUCAUUCUUUAAUUAUGGCCAGUGGUGUACUGUGCCAGGGUGGGGAAGAGAGCUGACAAAAAGCAACAAAACUGGAUUCUUUAAUUCUUCGGUAAAAAGGCCUUCUUUGUUGCCCUUGCAGUGAAAGUCACAAAACAUUGAUACCCUUCCAUUGUCAAAAGUGAACAAGUUACCCUCUGAAAGUCCUUCUAAAAAGUGCCCUCUGGAUACCCUACUAGUGCAUACAAUGUAAGCAAAGUGCCAUCUGAAUGGUCUCCCAGUUUGUACAAUGUAAAUCCUGACCUCAGGUUGCUCUUUUUGUGGUUAAAAUGUCAACAAAGUGCCCUCUGACUGCCUUUUUAAAGACAUUACUGUAAAAACAGUGGUUUCUGAAUGCCCUUCCACUGUUUAAAAGGUGAACCAAGUGCACUCUGCUUGCUUUCACAGUGGAUAAAAUGUAAACAAAGUGCGUCCUGAUUCCUAUUAAGGUGAAUAAAAUGUAAACAAAGUGCAUUUUGAUUGCUUUUUCAGUAAAAAAGUCAAACCAAGUGCCCCCCUGAAUGCGCUCUGCAUGCUUUCACAGUGGAUAAAAUGUAGACAAAUUGCGUUCUGAUUGCUUUUUCAGCAAAAAAGUCAAACCAAGUGCCCUCUGGUGGCUCUUCUAGUGAUUAAAAUGUUUGACUGAGUUCACUUUUCAGAACACGCAGAGUAUCCACAGAGCAUCUAUGUUUGAUCCGUACAAAGACCAAGCAGCAUUUCUGCUCCUUUGACUUAAACAAGUGAUUUCUUGUAAGUGGAUGAUUCUUAUAUUGACUAAAGUUUUGGAACCAAAGGCCUCAAAGUUUGAGAGUGAAAAAAAGGGUGAAGUUUAACUAUAGACUUCCUUUGUUCAAAUUCAGCCAAUGGACUCAGCUGCGGUGUCCUCAUCUCAGAGCUGUAGUUACUCUUUUGUUUUACCCCAGAAAAGCUGAGCAAACAGAUUCUAUUUCCAGAGAAGAUUUACUGUAUGGUGCUCCACUAUAACAGCCGGUCCAGGUGCUGGAUACAGUAUCAGAAGAGCUAAGGGAGAAUAUGUGCUCAUGGGGAGGUUCACUUCAGCUCAGGAGGACUCUUUUUUUACACGUUUCAUGUCUGUUUGUUCACUUUACUGCAAAUAUAAUGAGUUUAUGUUGAUUCAGACCAGCAGUAGGAGCCGCAGUGAGUCUGUUGUAGCUUAAAUCAAACACAGAGGGUGAUAACUGUCCGCUGUGAUAAGUGUUGGUUUAUCUCUAAGUGUCCAUCUAUCUGGUGUUUGUGACGUGUGUAUAUGUGUGUGUGUGUUUUCAGUAAGACAGAUACAACAGUGUUCAGGACAGUUUUGACUCAUCCUCUACCUCUGUGUGAGAUCCGAACCAUCGAGCUGAAGAACACCGGCGCUCGUUUCUACAGGCAGGGAGACAUCCAUGUCAAGUCUGUGUGUGUCUCUGAAAUUCCAGCGAACAGGUACACAACCUGAACAUGACACACACACACACACACACACACACACACACAAACACACACUGCUUUUGAUGCAGGUGAUGAGUAUCCUUAAUUCAAAGUAUAAUGAGCUCUCAUCAAGUCUUUUUUUUUUUUUCAGGCAUGAUGUGCCGCUGUGUGUGAACAACUUCCACAUCAGACGAGGCGCUUCAUGGUCACAUGACUAUGUGCAGGUGUGCGACUACUCUUGAAGAAAGACUGAACCCUGCAGACCUGAGAGAGCUCAAAAAGUUACAUCUCAGCCAAAGAAACACUUUUAUUUUGGGGGACAAAUCUUCAGUGCUACAGCCUGUAGCUGAGUUAUACUUUGUAAAUAAGAUAUUUAGACGCCAUUCUGACCCUCUAACUUCAUAAAACGAGUACAAUAAUACAUCAUUAGUUCCUUUUAUUUGUUUUUUAUUUUGGUCUUGUCCUUUGUUGAUCUGUUUUGUCAUUUUUUUUCUAUAAUGUACUUUCAAGAUAUGAUUUAUGGCCCUGUUUUUAAGUAUUUUUGACAUGUAGUGCAGCUAAAUUUAGUUUGUCUUUUAAAUGAGAAAAAUAAAACUGAAAAGUGUGUUUUCUCUUCUGUCUUUGA